Exophiala oligosperma is the source of this 828-nucleotide messenger RNA. RefSeq lists its product as uncharacterized. Lineage: Eukaryota; Fungi; Ascomycota; Eurotiomycetes; Chaetothyriales; Herpotrichiellaceae. The transcript has 4 exons. Gene Ontology annotation, molecular function: oxidoreductase activity, acting on the CH-OH group of donors, NAD or NADP as acceptor. Bases 1 to 828 code for a protein of 275 amino acids. The record is from RefSeq and is a predicted model, not a curated record.
AUGUCUAUUACAACCACCUCCAUUAUCAUGCAAGCAUUGAAUCAAGAAGACCUCUUUACGCUGGUCGGCGAGACAGCGUUGGUGACGGGAGCGACACGAGGAAUUGGAAAGUCAAUGGCUCUGGCUUUGGCCAGAGCUGGGGCUAAAGUCCUCCUUGUUCAACGCGAUAUCUCGGCCACGAGUGUGAGGGAUGAGAUCAACUCCAGUGUACCCGAGGCAACAAGGCAUGCACAGAUAUACGAAGCGGACCUUGCAAACCGAGAAUCCGUUGAAGGGUUGGUGGCUCAGGUCGAGGGCCACGGACAUCGCAUCACGAUCUUGGUCAAUUCCGCCGGCAUCAUCAUCAGACAUCCAAUUACAGAAUUUCCGUCGGGUGAUUGGGAUAAAGUCAUCGAAGUGAACCUCAACAGUUGCUUUAUCCUGUCUCGAGACGUGGCCAGGCACAUGUUGGAGAACGAAAUGGUCCGAGGUCAAAGGGGUAGCAUCGUCAACGUCGCUUCCAUCAUGUCCUUCCAAGGCGGCCUCAACGUGUCGGCCUACGCGGCUUCCAAGGGAGGCCUGACGCAACUCACCAAGAGUUUCUCCAACGAGUUGGCCUCGAGAGGGAUCCGGGUCAACGCCAUCGCGCCUGGAUACUGCGUCACCGAGAUGAACGAGCAGCUGUUCCAAGACAAGGACCGGUCACGCUCGUUGUCGGAGCGCAUUCCCAUGGGCAGAUGGGGACAGGCGAGCGACUUUGCCGGCCCUGUCAUCUUUCUCGCGAGCCGAGCAAGUGCUUAUAUGACUGGAGAGACAUUGACGGUUGACGGAGGGUGGAUGUCGAGGUAA